Molecule: messenger RNA, 1930 nt
Organism: Pogoniulus pusillus (Red-fronted tinkerbird)
Lineage: Eukaryota; Metazoa; Chordata; Aves; Piciformes; Lybiidae
Gene: RDH14
Product: retinol dehydrogenase 14
Exons: 2
Coding region: 34-1011 (325 amino acids)
Source: RefSeq, a predicted model, not a curated record
CGCGCCGGGCGGAGCGCCGCUGGGGCCAGCGGGAUGGCCGGGGCGCUUGCGGCCCUGGCGCUGGGUGGUGGGAUCUUCCUGGCCGCCUGGCGUUGGCUGCGGGGCGCGGCCCGACCUCGGGCCAUCGCCGGCUCCUCCAUGCGGGGCAAGACGGUGAUCAUCACGGGGGCCAACAGCGGGCUGGGCCGGGCGGCGGCGGCCGAGCUGUUGCGGAUGCAGGCCCGCGUCAUCAUGGGCUGCCGCGAUCGGGCGCGGGCCGAGAGGGCGGCCCGGGAGAUCCGUGCCGAGGUUGGCGAGCGGGCGGAGGGCGAGGACAGCGGCGAGCUGGUGGUCCGGGAGCUGGACCUGGCCUCGCUCCGCUCCGUCCGCGCCUUCUGCCACCGCGUCCUUCAGGAGGAGCCAAGACUGGAUGUUCUGAUAAAUAAUGCAGGGGUAUUCCAGUGUCCAUACAUGAAGACAGAGGAUGGUUUUGAGAUGCAGUUUGGUGUAAAUCACUUGGGUCACUUCUUGCUCACCAACCUUCUUCUGGGCCUACUCAAAAAUUCUGCUCCAAGCAGGAUUGUGGUAGUAUCCUCAAAGCUUUACAAAUAUGGAGAGAUCAACUUCGAAGACUUGAACAGUGAACUAAGUUACAAUAAAAGCUUCUGUUACAGUCGGAGUAAACUGGCAAACAUAUUAUUUGCAAGGGAGCUGGCCCGUCGGCUAGAAGGGACAGGAGUCACUGUCAAUUCUCUUCAUCCUGGGAUUGUCAGAACUAAUCUAGGCAGAUACGUGAACAUUCCUUUGCUGGCAAAACCCUUAUUCAACUUGGUGUCCUGGGCUUUCUUCAAAACACCUCUAGAAGGAGCCCAGACCUCUAUUUAUUUGGCCUCUUCUCCUGAUGUCGAAGGAGUGUCAGGAAAAUAUUUUGGGGACUGCAAAGAGGAGGAACUCCUGCCUAAAGCCAUGGAUGAUUUGGUUGCAAGAAAGUUAUGGGAUAUCAGUGAAGUGAUGGUUGGCUUAUUGAAAUAAAUGCCGAGGGAGGGUAUGUGCAGAGUACAGUGCAGAUAACUAUGCAACGUGCAUUUACAGCAGUGUAACUUCUCACUUUAAAGCCUGUGGGAAUACAGAGUUUUUUGCUCAGAAAGUAGUAGAGGAGUGAUUUAUACUGGAACUAUUUUGAAAUAAAGGACAGUGUAUUUAAUAGACACAGACAUUCAAAAAAAGGUCUGAAAUAGAGUUCAAAGAUGUGAAUAUAAUUGCUGGUUAAAUCUGCUUGGAAACUCAUGUUUUACAAAGAAAAAUCCAACAAAACUUUUGCAAUACAUGUGCAUAUUUGUCAUGUUUCACUCUCUGUGGUCAGGCUUGACUGAUGCUGAAACACUUCUGUAAAAAAGACUUUUGAAGAGAGAUUGUAAUAGUAGUAAUAAUAAUAACAUUGUUGUCUUUUUUUGAGCCAAAAAAAUGAAAAACUGAUUUAACAGCUUUACUGAUGUCUUACGCUGUAAUCAUUUAGGCCUCUUGAGUGCCAUUCAAAGACUUGUGAGCCCCAUGGUUUAGUGAACAAGCCUGCUGAGCUGUGUAUCAGUUUAGCUGUGAAGCACAAAGACAACUUCAUGGAGUGCUGCUGCUGCUAUUUAAUGAGUGCAUACACUGUGUCGUGCAAGCUAUUUUUAUUUGUGUGUGUACUGAAGUUGCUGUUUCUUGAUAUGCAGACACCUUGGGUUUCAUUAAAGCACAGUUGAUGGAUGUAUUAUGGUCUUGCUAGGGGUUUGGCCGUCACAAAUUCUGUGCAUGCAGAAUUCACACAAGACCUCACUUAGGAUUAGACUGAAGAGAAUGUGCUCUACAGUGUGUCUUUGGCUUGACUGAUGACACUUAUUCUUGUGAUAAGUCUGUAAUACAGUUUACUGAAUAUUAUUUAAUAAAAAAUAUUUUUUAAAAGCCUUAA